This is a messenger RNA of Brugia malayi, 243 nucleotides long. Its product is annotated as Membrane calcium atpase protein 3, isoform a, putative. Bases 1 to 243 code for a protein of 80 amino acids. The record is from RefSeq and is a predicted model, not a curated record. The transcript has 3 exons. Lineage: Eukaryota; Metazoa; Nematoda; Chromadorea; Rhabditida; Onchocercidae.
AUGGCCGAUCGUUUAAUACCGGUACCACUCAGUUCAGCGCCAACCGACCAGGCUAUCCGUGUGGUUAAAGCUUUUCAAGCAGGUUUGGAUCGUCGUGAACCAUCGCUUAGCGGUCCAAGCGCUGCACGUUUGCGUGAAAUAAGCCGACAAUUAAAAUUACAAGUGGAACAAGAAGGAAAAAAUAUUGUUUCACGAUCUGGUUCACGACAGUCAAAGCAAAUGGAAGCGAUAUCAUCGGUAUAG